This is a messenger RNA of Exophiala spinifera, 1410 nucleotides long. RefSeq lists its product as uncharacterized. The transcript is spliced from 2 exons. Lineage: Eukaryota; Fungi; Ascomycota; Eurotiomycetes; Chaetothyriales; Herpotrichiellaceae. The coding region runs from base 1 to 1410 and encodes 469 amino acids. The record is from RefSeq and is a predicted model, not a curated record.
AUGAAACGACUCCUCGGUACCGUUGCCCAACGGGCCGCAGCAUCAACUUUAACCAAAGAGGCCGGUGACAUCAGUUCGGUCUUCCCGUCACUGUCUGGCAAGAAGCCUGACCCGCUACCGUCACGGUUCAGCGAGUUGAAAAAGUCGUUGAUUCAAGGCAAUGAAGAAGCACUCGCUGCGUCCUGGCAGAGGCUCCUUGUCAGCCUGAGGAGAGAGAUUCAAGAGAUCAAGUCAGAAGGCAGCAAUAUCAUACCCAGCAUCGAGUACAAGGACCUCGCCGCUGGCACUGUCCCUCGUGCAGAGAUCGACGCCGUACGCCACCGGGGCACGGCCGUCAUUCGGAACGUCUUGCCCCGAGACCAGGCACUGGCGUUGAAGCAGCAGGCCCAGGACUAUAUCGCUGCCAACAAGCCCAAGGUCAAGGCCUUCCCGCCAGACAACCCAGCGGUAUACGAGUUGUACUGGACGCCUUCACAGGUCCAAGCUCGUGCGCAUCCGAACAUGCUGAAAGUACAAUCGUUCCUGGCUUCCUUUUGGCAUUCGUCCGACCCGAAGUCGGAAAUUUCGACAACCUACCCUCUCACCUAUGCCGACCGCUUUCGCAUCCGUCAGCCAGGCGAUGCCAAGUUCGCAUUGGGCCCGCACACUGACGGCGGCAGCCUUGAGCGAUGGGAAGACCCGGAAUAUUCCCGAGUAUAUCAGGCUAUCCUCAACGGUAGUUGGGAAGCUUACGACCCAUACGACGCUCGCUAUCGGAUCAACGCGCGGAUGGACCUGUACAAUGGCGCAGGCGCAUGUAGCAUGUUCCGCCUCUUCCAAGGAUGGUUGAGCAUGUCGUCCACCGGACCAGGAGAAGGAACGCUCACACUAUGUCCCUUGGUGAGACACGCGACGUCUUACCUGAUCAUGAGGCCAUUCUUUGACCCAGCGUCCGGCAAGUUGAAUUUGGACGCGACGUUCCCCAACUCGGUUCCUGGUGCGUGUCAAGAGUACAACACCCAGACACAUCCAGACCUGGACCUCGAGAGCACCAUGGUCAGUAUCCCCCAGGUCGAACCCGGCGAUUAUGUGGCCUGGCAUUGUGACAUGAUUCACGCAGUGGACAAGGAACACCACGGGAGGGGAGAUAGUAGUGUCUUGUACAUUCCUGCAUGUGCCAUGACAAGAUCAAAUCUGGAGUUUCUCAACAGACAGCGUCAUAGUGCGUUGAGGUAUAGUCCGCCGCCAGACUUCCCGGGCGCUGGUGGCGACGGCGAACUCGGCUUCAGAGACGCUGUAGAUUGGACCAAGGUCAACGAAGAAGGAUUGAGAGCUAUGGGCUUGGGUAAGAGGACUUGGGACAUCAAGGCCGGCAUGACUCAGGGAGAAAGAAGCAUUAUUGAGGAAGGAAAUCGUACCUUGUUUGGAUGA